AUGGUGUGCCCCGUGACAAGGGCGGUUUCGCUCCUCAAGUUCGUGGGCACCGUGUCCCUCGGCCUGCUGACGGGCGUCUCCUACACCGUCUCGACUCUCACCCUCCCAACCCUUCUCCGUCUUCCAUCCUCCGCUUCCGCUUCCGCCGCCAUAUCAUCCCUCACCGCGGCUCUCAGAUCCCCAGUUCUCGCCCUCACGGCCCUCUCAUCGGCCCCGCUCUUCCUCUCCUUCGUUCUCUCCCCUCGUUCGGUCCGCCACCCCUACUUGCUCUACACCUCCCUCCUCGCCGUCCUCUCGACCGCCGCCCCUCGGCUUCUCUCGCCCUCGACGACCUGUCCCAGUGGCCGAAAUCAGCAGGCUCCGAAGAAGGCUUCGUCUCGUGCGCCCCGCAUGGAUUCCAGCUACGAAGUCCUAGGCGACGUCCAUAGCGAGGCGACGAGCGAGGAGGACAUGGAAAACGUCAAUGGUGAGGAUGUCAGAGCCGAGGUCGAGACCUUCGCCAAGGCCUAUGUUGUCCGGACUGGUCUCGCAGCAGUCGGCUUUGCCAUGGCCGUUCUUGGCCUCUGGGGAGAUGGCUCGCCUCAGGCGGUUGUCUACAUCUCGUAA
This is a messenger RNA of Drechmeria coniospora, 606 nucleotides long. RefSeq lists its product as uncharacterized. The record is from RefSeq and is a predicted model, not a curated record. The transcript is spliced from 2 exons. Gene Ontology annotation, cellular component: mitochondrion. Gene Ontology annotation, biological process: autophagy of mitochondrion. The coding region runs from base 1 to 606 and encodes 201 amino acids. NCBI's taxonomy places the organism in Eukaryota, Fungi, Ascomycota, Sordariomycetes, Hypocreales, Ophiocordycipitaceae.